CCACAUUCUGUACAGGAUUAGUGCAGUGACAUUGCUUAAUCGGUCGAGGAUACAUACGUUUUCAUGACAGACUACACAAGGAACAUGCUGAGAUUCUGAUGGAUGGUCACGAUCAGGUAAAGGACUAGGUUGAAGGUGGGUCACCGGUAUACAUGAAUGGGCUUGGUGGGCUUGAGGACACAUAAGUUAGGGACGUGAUCACAUACUUCGACGACGUGACCACAUACGAAAAGGACCUGAAAAUUCAUACUAGAAGGACCUGAAUAUUCAUACUAGAAGGACCUGAAUAUUCAUAUUAGAAGGACCUGAAUAUUCAUACUAGAAAUACCUGAAUAUAAGAAGGACCUGAAUUUUCAUACUAGAAGGAUCCGAACAUUCAUACUAGAAGGACCUGAAUAUUCAUACUAGAAAUACCGGAAUAUAAGAAGGACCUGAAUAUUCAUACUAGAAGGAUCCGAACAUUCACACUAGAAGGACCUGAAUAUUCAUACUAGAAGGAUCCGAACAUUCAUACUAGAAGGACCUAAACAUUCAUACUAGAAAUACCUGAAUAUUAGAAGGACCUGAAUAUUCAUACUAGAAGGACCUGGAUAUUCAUACUAGAAGGAUCCGAACAUUUAUACUAGAAGGAUCCGAACACACAUUUGUGAAGGAUCUGACACAUGUAUGGAGGUCAUGAACACCCGGAAGGAGCACCUGAACACUAAGAACGAGCACCUGAAGAUGACACUGAUGAACUGAUCGCUUGUCUCGAGUGGUUCAAUGAAGGAUCUGACAAUGCUGCAGCGGAAGCCGAGACAAGAUCCCGUGGUGCGUGACUUUUUCAAGGCGGUGAGAACGCGGGACCACAAGAAGGUGAGGUUGAUGCUGAAGAACAAGACCAUACAGAACCCGGAUGUGAGGGACGUGGACGAUCCGCUGCAACCCACGGCGUUGUUGGUGGCCAGUGAGAUGGAUGACGAGGAGACAGCUUGGCUGCUGCUGAAACUGAAAAAGCCAGCUGACGUGAACGCCGAAACUGUUAGAGGGAGGAGGGCGAUUUGGUGGGCGGCGAAACACGGGAGCGAGAAGCUGGCAGACGUUCUUCUCAGGAAACCCGGAUGUGAGGUGAACGAGUUGGACAAGGAGACAGGCAGUGCCCCUCUGUUUCGAGCCAUCAUCAGCAACGCGGGGGCAGUGGUUCAGCUUCUCAUCCAUCAUGGGGCAGACGUCAACAUGCGUAGACUCGGCUUUGGCGUCGGAGCGGAAACGCCGCUGAUCAAGGCCGUUCAACUGAACAACAAGACAAUUUGUGAAGGCCUUAUCAACGCCCUGUGCAACAUCCAGGCAAGGACAGACAACAACCUGAACGCCCUUCACUACGCCGUCGCAUACAGGCGCUACGACAUCUGCGAAGUGCUUCUGGAAAACCAGAUCAAGAUCCAUGCCAAGAGCACACAUGGCGUUACACCAAUGGCAAUCGCCAUUGAACACCACAAUGCAGCAAUGGUGAAAAUACUAAUUCAACAUGGCUACAAGAUUGACAAGAGGUACAAAUGGAAGGAAACACCCUUAGAACAGGCAAUAAAACUCCAUAGUGAAGCUUGUGCAAUUACUCUCGUUCACUCUGGCUGCAGCAUCGACACACUGCGCGGGAAGCCAUCUUACUUCUACAUGGCACUGAACGAGAAACUAUUUUCCCUAGUGAAGCUAUUAGUUGAUAUAAGGCCUUCCUUUUUCAGCGAAAGGUGGAUCUGGUCGAGACAAUGGCCUGUUGCAAUAUUUCAGAUGCCCGAAGUCUGUGCCUGGUUAACAAACGAGAGUCGCAAGCCAAGGAGUUUAAAAACUAUAUGCAGGGGGAAAAUGUUCAAAAUAUUAGGAAGAUCACCUAGUUCAAAAUCAGACAAGCUCCCCAUACCUGACGGACUUAAAGAGUUUCUGAAAUAUAAUCAUCAUAUUAGAGACGAGUUUUAUUGUCGAAUUCCGCUGGAUAUUCAAGAAUGUCCGUUCGAUUGUCCGUCCAGCUGCCCUAUCAAGUACUGCCCUCCUCUCGACAUUCCUUCAUCAGACUCAGACGAGAUAGAGUUUUGAACUGAUUAGAGUUGUACUCCGCUACUGAUUAAGUGAAAAAGUUGGACAGAACUAUUUGACCGCAUCCGUGGUGUAGUGGACGGAGCCUCUCUGUAUAUUGUGGGAGAUAGGAUCGCCUCCAUGGUCCAAAGGACCGAGCGUCUCUGUGUAGUGUGGGUCAUAGGAUGGCCUUACCCUGUCAUAUUAAAUAAUGGUACUUGU
Haliotis rubra (blacklip abalone) is the source of this 2271-nucleotide messenger RNA. Its product is annotated as putative ankyrin repeat protein RF_0381. Gene Ontology annotation, cellular component: ciliary inversin compartment. Gene Ontology annotation, biological process: protein localization to ciliary inversin compartment; intracellular signal transduction. Gene Ontology annotation, molecular function: protein binding. The record is from RefSeq and is a predicted model, not a curated record. NCBI's taxonomy places the organism in Eukaryota, Metazoa, Mollusca, Gastropoda, Lepetellida, Haliotidae.